Molecule: messenger RNA, 1136 nt
Organism: Arabidopsis lyrata subsp. lyrata
Lineage: Eukaryota; Viridiplantae; Streptophyta; Magnoliopsida; Brassicales; Brassicaceae
Product: MATH domain and coiled-coil domain-containing protein At3g58370
Exons: 5
Molecular function (GO): protein binding
Source: RefSeq, a predicted model, not a curated record
AGUUUAAGCGUUUGGUUCGACCUGGACGUCUUUAUAGUGGAAUCUAAGAUUACUAGCUUUGAGGUUAUAGUGUCAGUUAGAGUCCAUAGUGGAAUUUUAGAUUUUGGUUUUGAUUUUGUUACUCGAGAUGUGUUUCCACUGGUAUAUACCGUGAAUUUGGACGUGACAUUGUUUUUAAAAGUAGUUUGGUUGCGAGGAGUCUUUAAUGGGGAGUGAAGAAGUUGAUAACAAGUUCACUUGGGUGAUUAAGAAUUUCUCCUCUUUGCAAUAUGAGAAAAUCUAUUCUGAUCCAUUUGUGAUUGGUGGCUGCAAAUGGCAUCUUCUGGCCUAUCCCAAGGGAAAUAAAUUUAAUAAUUGUUUGUCUCUGUAUCUGGUGGUUGAUGAUUCUAGAGCAUUGCCUUGUGGAUAGAGAAGAUAUGCACAAUUCUCCUUAACUUUAAUAAAUCAACUUACGGAAAAACUCUCCCAACGAGGAGAGAAACAAAAUUGGUUUAAUCAGAGAAAUCUUGGCUCGGGUUUUACAUCUCUGAUCCCUCUUUCCAACCUUCAUGCCAAAAAUGCUGGGUAUCUUGUGAACGGAGAAGUCAAGAUUGUUGUGGAGAUCAAUGAUCUUGAAGUUAUUGGCAAAUUAGAUGUAUCAGAAGAAUCUGAAGAGACUUCACCAGUUAAGGAAAGCAUUGAUGUCAAUGGGUUUCAAGUUCUUCCUUCACAGGUAGAAUCUGUGAAGUGUAUAUUUGAAAGACAUCCAGACUUUGCAUCAAACUUCCGUCCAAAGAAUCGGCACUUGAAGUCAACAUACAUGAAUGUCCUCUUAGGACUAAUUAAGACGUUGUGCCAGUUACCUGAGGAGCUCUCGGAUGAUGAUCUUGACGAAGCAUCCGUUGCAGUGUCAUACGUGGAAAAUGGAGGGUUUAAGUUGGAUUGGUUGGAGAAGAUGCCCGCAGAAGUUAAGGAAAAGAAGAAAAAAGUAGAGACCGGUAAGGCUCGACUGCAAGAAACGGAGGAAGAGUUGCAGAAAUUAAAUAAGAAAUGCUUAGAGCUGAAAGCUUUUCUGGAGAAAGAGAAUGCAGAUGUGUCAGAGGCCAAUGUUCCUCUGUCGUUCGAUGAUGUUGUUUGAUGUUAUUGUGUCACAGAAU